This is a messenger RNA of Lucilia sericata (common green bottle fly), 1445 nucleotides long. It is a transcript of the gene Yeti, whose product is annotated as craniofacial development protein 1. NCBI's taxonomy places the organism in Eukaryota, Metazoa, Arthropoda, Insecta, Diptera, Calliphoridae. The transcript has 2 exons. The coding region runs from base 125 to 1117 and encodes 330 amino acids. The record is from RefSeq and is a predicted model, not a curated record.
GGGCUCUGGACGAGAGUACAAAAAAAUAGAUUUUUCGCGUGCAAACAACUUGAGAAAAGACAUACAUUUUUUUAAACGCUUUUUAUUGAUUCCCUUCCUCUAGUAUUUAAAAGAAAUAAAUAAAAUGAACAAAGAACAAGAUUAUGCCUCCGAUACAGAUGAAAGUGAUGAAGAUUUCCGACCAGACAAUGCAGCCGGCGAAUCGCCAGUCAGCGAAGACGAGGAAGAAGAUUGUGAGUCCAAUGAAGAGUUAGCUAAUGGAACACAACACAAGGAUAAACCGGAAAAAAGAAAAAGGCAAAUCAAAAAAUUAACUAAAAAGAAAAAAUCUAAAGUGGAGCAAGAAGACGAGUCAGAAGAUGAUGAAGAUGAAGCCAUACAUACUACUUCAAGGAGAGCAACAAGACAGACAAAUGAUGCUGAUACAAAUGGCAAAGGAAGUACUCUGGAAAAAGAUGAAUUAGUAUCAGAUGAAGAAGAUAAAUCACGUACAAAUGCUCUGUGGGCAGAUUUUCUGAAAGAUGUUAAUCCUACUGCGACAUCCGCAAAAGCUAAUCCUUCCAAAGCCCAAGAAGAUAAACCAAGUUCCUCUAGUAGUAAGGACCAAGAAACGAGUAAAAAGAACAAUAUUUCCACUGAUAACCAAACAACUAGCAGUUUAUCGCCAUCACCAAAAGUGGAAGAAACUAAAAUAGUAGUUACUGAAGUGGUAGAUUUUGCUGGUGAAGAAGUACGUAUACAACGGGAAGUAGAUGCUUCUAGUAUUAAGGAAAAUAAAGCUGCCACAAUACCACCAGCUAAAAAGCAACCCUUUAGUCGUAUUAUGCCAGGUGCGGGUCUUAAAAGAACUAUACCCACGGCCGCAACAGGUUCUGCAGGUGGUGGACUGGGUUCAAUACUAAAUCAACUAGGGAAAAAGAAGAAAUUGUCUGUUCUCGAAAAAUCCCAAAUGGAUUGGAAGAGUUUUAAGCAAACAGAGGGAAUAGAUGAACAAUUGCAAACAUUUAACAAAGGCAAGGAUGGCUAUUUGGAACGUCAGGACUUUUUACAACGCACCGAUAUACGACAAUUUGAAAUUGAAAAGAAUUUACGACAAAGUACCAGACGUCCUCAUUAAUUUUGUCCAGAAUUAUAUUUUAAGUUUAUAUUACUAUUUGAAAUUACUUAUACUAUUAGACUCUAAAUUACCAACUAUUUACAAUCAUUUAAUAAUACAAUCUUACAAAUAUGUACUUGUUUAUAUUGUAUAUCAUUUGAAAUAUAUUCCAUUUUCUUUUUAAGUUUAAUAUUUUAUCAGCCGGAAAUAAAAAUCUUUUAGCGAACAUUUUUUAAGGUACAUUUAGAUUAUUGGAAAUUUCUCUCUAUUAUGCAAAAAAUCCUAUAUGAUCUUACUAGACUUGUAAGAGCAAAGUACUGUACGCAAAAUAAAAUAUAAUUAUUAUUUA